UGACGGCAGAGAGAGCUCGGUGGUGACGAAGGUUUUCUCGGUUGAACUUGUGGAUUCAAACAACAAGAAGGAGAAGGAGGAGAACUUCCUGCAGAGCGACCAGCAGCGUCCGUCUGAAGGAACCUUGUGGUCUGCUGAGAACCCUACAGGUUCCUCCCUGAGGCCUCCAGAGCAGUGGAUGAUGGGAGGAGCCUCUCCUCACUCGGGUCCUCGUUUCCUGCCCGGUCGCCUGGGCUCUCCGACCAAACGACAACAAAGUGGCUCCUCCCGACGUUCCCAGUCGGAGAGUUCGGGCGUGAUGAAGCAGCUGAGCGGCACGCAGACGUCCCGGAUCCUCCGAGAGACCGACUUCCUGCGGUGUCCUCAGUGUCUGAGUUUCCGUCCCUCAGAUCCGUUCGCUCGGUUCUGUGUUCAGUGUGGCGCUGCAGUUCCUCCAUUACCUGAGCAGAGACUGCCCCCUGCUGAGGGAGGACAGGUACUACAGACACACCUGUCCUGCUGUCCAACUGUCCACCUUUCCACAUGUCCUCCUGUCCACUUGUCCUGA
Molecule: messenger RNA, 547 nt
Organism: Plectropomus leopardus (leopard coralgrouper)
Lineage: Eukaryota; Metazoa; Chordata; Actinopteri; Perciformes; Serranidae
Source: RefSeq, a predicted model, not a curated record